Molecule: messenger RNA, 2416 nt
Organism: Anopheles funestus (African malaria mosquito)
Lineage: Eukaryota; Metazoa; Arthropoda; Insecta; Diptera; Culicidae
Gene: ZC3H3
Product: zinc finger CCCH domain-containing protein 3
Exons: 3
Coding region: 218-2275 (685 amino acids)
Cellular component (GO): nucleus
Molecular function (GO): metal ion binding
Source: RefSeq, a predicted model, not a curated record
UCGCACUGUGCAGCACAGCUGUCAUUGACAAAUUACGUAGUUAUUACAUUACAUUGUGUUGUGUUUUAGUCCAUGUGUAAAAAUAUAUUGCAAUAGCCAAGAUUUUAUCUGUGAUAGCUAAAUAAUUUAGUUUUACUAGACUAAAUAGAAGAUCUGACAUUAAACGGGCUGAAACUCCGCUCGAACGCAACGCAAAACAAUCGAAGUGAAAGGCACCAUGGAACCCCAGCCGAAUACAGUGGAACAGCCUUCAAAAAUAUUCAUCAACCCAAAGUUUGCUAAAGCGCACAUUAAUCCGAUGUUCCUAGCAUCCAACAGUUCGUUAAGGCGGCCAGAAGUAGCAAAGCAAGACGAAACAACCCACCACAGUAGCAGCAUACAUCUGAAUCCUGCAUUUCUGGAUAAGCUACGGAUUCAACAGGUAUCACCACCAACAAUAGCAGCAACAGCACCUGCUGCCGUUUCACAACCCAUCGUCCCGAACUCUUUGGUAGCGGCAACGAAACCUGCAGCUGCUAAACUCGCAUUUACAGCCACAGUAAACCCAAUUAUAAAAAAUACAAGAAGAAAACUGGUUCGUGCUACCGCAUCAGCAAGUGACUCACAGCCUACUGUUGUAGCUAAAUCGGUAGGGAGUGGUGUAGGAGGGCCAGCUAGCAACAGUCACCAGCUUGCUCCUUUGAUAAGAAUUGGGAAAAAUAAACUUGUCCGCAGCGGUGUACCUACUACGGUAAUGGGGUUGGAAAAUGUUAAACCCAGAGUGCUGCCAAGUGCAACGCUGCCAGAGAGGAAAAGCCUUCGAAUCGAUCGAAGGGUUGCAGCAACGUCGUCAAGGUCCUCCAUGCAAAAGCUGACGUUUGUGAAGCGUUAUGCCUUGUCGAGGAUAAAUGGAAUUACGCCCAAAAAGGUUGUCAUUACCGAUCCGAAGUUGCUAAAACUGAAACGUAAUCCAAUGGUAAAAACCGAUGAAAAAUCUAGACCGGGAAAGAGUUCUAUUGCUUACGCCUCGAAAAAUAAGCAGCUUGUGCUGGUCAAUAUAAAUGGGGUGCUUUAUCGUUCCUCGACAAAUAAGUUACAAAAGUCCGUUUCACGAACUCCAUCGGCAAUAGGUCAUUCUCCGGCCAAACCUGCACGUAAAACCAAAGAACACUAUUUGAUUAUAAGAGGUAUGCGCUUCGCAUUGGAUCGUAACGGUAUGAAGCUGCGCUCGGUGGGCAAUGCAACGGUGGAUACGGCAGCAUCCUCUAAAAGCAUUGCGGAACCGCGAUUAAACCGCAUCGAUAUCGGUGGACUAACGUACAAAGCGCGCAAGGAUGGAAUCUUCAUCCGGACGGACAAUCACAAAACGCGAAACCAUCUGAGCAUGGCCAAACACCGCAGUAUACAGGUGCUAGCGAGUAAGCUGAGAAAAUGUAACGAACCGUGCCAUAUCUACCGUCGUCUGGGGAAAUGUUUGGCGCACCAGCGUGGCAAAUGUCCAAAAGUACACGAUCCGAAGCACGUGAGCAUCUGCCAAAAGUUCUUACGCGGCGAAUGCAUACUCGAUGGAUGCUUUCUCUCACACGAUGUCUCCCUGGAGAAGAUGCCCGUGUGCACGUUUUUCCUCGAGGGACGCUGUACGCGCGAUGUGUGUCCCUAUCUGCACAAGAAAGUGAGCGAAAAGGAGCGCAUUUGUGAUGCAUUUUUGAACGGGUUUUGUUCUCUGGCCGACAAGUGUCCCAAUCGCCACGUAUUUCAAUGUCCAGAGUUUGAGCAGAAAGGCAAGUGCGACCGGGUGCGUUGCCCUUAUCCGCACGGGAAGAAGGAAGUCAAGAGUGUAAAAUCUGAUAAUCCAUCGACAUCGAAUGCUCUGCGGAAGCCGGAAAGGCAAGAACAACCUAGACCGAAACAGGCACCACCGACAAUGACGACGCCUGUCCGGUACUACAAGGACGAUGGACAAUCGUUGAUGCUACACCGAGACCAAACGGGUGAGUUUAGUGCUAGUGAGCGUAAUCAGUUGAAACGUAUGCUUGGUGAAGUGGAAAAAAUGAAACAACGAUACAAAGACGACAUCAGUACGCAUUCGACAGAACGCACCGUGGACGAUGAUAGUCAAAUUGUAAGUAUAGAAAGCAUCUCGCCGUCUAAUGGUGAACGUUCCGAAGCGAAUGAUUCGCUGCCGGAACCAACACCGGACGAGGUAAAGAACGAUAAUGAGUCCGGGACAGAUACGAAACCAGCGGUAUUUCGGCGUAAAGCUCUCGGUACGCUGCCAGCUUUUAUUCCUAUCUGAGUGUUGUGUUGCUUACAGUUGAUUGAAAAGGAACCGUAUGCCGAAAAAAUAUGUUUUUUUAUUAAGUUAAUAAAUAAUGAACGAUGAAGAAAAUAUUUUUUUAAAUAUGAAUAAAAUAAAGAAAAAUAUAUAAAUAGUUAA